Serinus canaria (Common canary) is the source of this 732-nucleotide messenger RNA. RefSeq names its product olfactory receptor 14J1-like. The record is from RefSeq and is a predicted model, not a curated record. Gene Ontology annotation, cellular component: membrane. NCBI's taxonomy places the organism in Eukaryota, Metazoa, Chordata, Aves, Passeriformes, Fringillidae. The transcript has a single exon. Gene Ontology annotation, molecular function: olfactory receptor activity. Bases 37 to 732 code for a protein of 231 amino acids. Gene Ontology annotation, biological process: G protein-coupled receptor signaling pathway.
GACCUGGGCUCCAUCUGCACCACUGUCCCCAAAGCCAUGCAAAAUUCCCUCUGGGACACCAGGAACAUCUCCUACUCAGGAUGUGCUGCACAGGUUUUCUUCUUUCUUUUCUUUAUCUCAGCAGAGUUUUCCCUCCUGGCCAUCAUGUUCUACGACCGCUAUGUGUCCAUCUGCAAACCCCUGCACUACGGGACCCUCCUGGGCAGCAGAGCUUGUGCCCACAUGGCAGCAGCUGCCUGGGCCAGUGGCUUUCUCUAUGCUCUGCUGCACACAGCCAAUACAUUUUCCCUGCCCCUGUGCCAUGGCAAUGCCCUGGGCCAGUUCUUCUGUGAAAUCCCACACAUCCUCAAGCUCUCCUGCUCCAAAUCCAAACUCAGGGAACAUGGAAUUAUUGUAUUUGUUGCCUCUUUAGCAUUUGGUUGUUUUGUGUUCAUUGUUUUCUCCUAUGUUCAGAUCUUCAGGGCUGUGCUGAGGAUCCCCUCUGAGCAGGGACGUCACAAAGCCUUUUCCACCUGCCUCCCUCACUUGGCUGUGGUCUCCCUGUUCCUCAGCACUAUCAUAUUUGCUCAUGUGAAGCCCCUCUCCAUCUCCUCCCCAUCCCUGGAUCUGGCCCUGUCAGUUCUCUAUUCCGUGGUUCCUCAAGUACUGAACCCCCUCAUCUACAGCCUGAGGAACCAGGAGCUCAAGGCUUCACUGUUAAGACUAAUCACAGAACAGUUUCAGCAACAUUAA